Penicillium bovifimosum is the source of this 2070-nucleotide messenger RNA. RefSeq lists its product as uncharacterized. Gene Ontology annotation, molecular function: protein binding. The record is from RefSeq and is a predicted model, not a curated record. NCBI's taxonomy places the organism in Eukaryota, Fungi, Ascomycota, Eurotiomycetes, Eurotiales, Aspergillaceae. Gene Ontology annotation, cellular component: cytoplasm. The annotation marks the transcript as partial. The transcript is spliced from 6 exons. Gene Ontology annotation, biological process: cytoskeleton organization; cell surface receptor signaling pathway.
UGGGGGGCAACCCGCGAACAUCAUGUUCCCCCAUCCGGUGGAGCUCGAGCUCCAACCUCAUACCCCGGCUUCAGGAUCUUGGACCCUAACCCUAGCAUCUCCUCUAUCCCGCGUCGUUCAUCCUACGCCUCAGUAGUAUCUGGUAACGCAUUGUCGCCUCCAAUCUCCAGCUCCUUCUCGCAUCUCCUCAACGACACCCACUCAUUUCCCUACUCCUCGUCCGACAGCCGAGUCCACCGGGCUCCGCUCGGCGUGGAUGCCGCAGACAUGCACAUGAACUCCGCCUGGAGAAAAGCAGGAUCAACAGAUUCAGUUCCUCCCUGGUCUCGCAAGCAUGCCAGCUUCCUACGCUCGGAGGAAUUUCCGCACGGCCUAGGCCUCACCGAUACGCCCGCUCACUUUACCCCAUCCUACCUCCGCAACUCCCGCUAUAUUGCCCGCCUCGAAGCCGCCCGUAGAGACAAGAUCGCUAAUCAACAGCGUGAUGCCUCCGCUACAUCUAACCCUCCCCUCUCCGCUUCCUCCAGCAAUGUCCACCUCCCCCGCAUGGCGCCCUCGCACCGCGGCAUGACCUAUGAUAUAAUCGAGAAGGAACCGCCCGCCGCACCCGAUGUCCUCAUGCCGCUGCCCACGCAGUGGAACUCUUCCGAUAAGUUCUCCGGUUUGGAAUUAUCAAAUGACAAUUUCGACGUCCGCUACACGGGUCCGAUGCACAAGCAUGACCACGAAGCUGCUUCUUUGCGGGCGGAUUAUCCAAUGCCGCCACAGUGUGGGAUCUACUACUUUGAGAUCAAGGUAGAGUCAAAGCCGAAGGAGGGCAUGAUCGGUAUUGGCUUCUCCAGCCUCAAGGCGUCCGUCGAGAGGCUGCCUGGUUGGGAGACGGAGUCCUGGGCUUACCAUGGUGAUGACGGAAAGUCAUUCUUUGGUGAAAGUCAAGGACAAGGACGGGCGUAUGGACCGACUUUUGGCGUUGGUGACACAGUGGGAUGUGGCGUGAAUUUCUCGACGGGAUCUGCAUUCUUCACUAAGAACGGCGUUUUCCUUGGCAAUGCUUUCCACGAGCUGCGCAACGUCAAGCUCUUCCCGUCUGUGGGUAUGAAGAAAUUGCCGCCGGUACAUCUCAAGACGAACUUUGGACAGGAACCUUUCGUGUUUGACAUCGAUGGCAUGGUCAAGCAAGAGAGGCACAAAGUUCAAUUAGAGAUUAGCGCCACGCCUACGGCUGGCCUCCACCCUCCGUUGGACGAGUCGUCACUUAUGCAAGAACUGGUCGCACAGUUCUUGGCCCAUGACGGAUACGUUGAAACAGCCCGAGCAUUUGCAGGAGAAGUGGCCACUGAAACAAGGGCCCUCCAGAACGGCCGUAACCAGCCACUGAAGAAAUACGAAGCUGAGGAAGAUCAUGAAGCAAUCAACAGGAAUCAAAUCCGCUCUGCAAUCCUCGACGGCGACAUUGACAAAGCCCUCCAGCUCACCAAGAAAAACUACUCUAAUGUCCUAGCAGACUUCCCGCACAUUCACUUCAAACUGCGCUGCCGCAAGUUCCUCGAAAUGAUGGGGCGAUCCAACGAGCUCUCCGUUGCAACUGCCUCAGCCUCGAAGCGCCGCCUUUCGACCUCCAGCUCGCACGAACACGCCGUCUUUGAUCAUGAAAUGGAACUCGAUGACGGCGACGGCGAUAGUUGGAUUGCAGACGGCAUGGACACCGAGGAACCAGCAGUCGUCGCGCAGUUCAACCGGCUUCUCACAGAGGCCGUGGAGUACGGUCAGCAGUUGCGCGCGGAUUAUCCCUCUGAUGAGAAUGGCGGCGACCAGAAACUGCUGGACGAUAUCUUCUCCCUGGUUGCUUAUCCUGACCCGAAGCGGUCUGUGCAUGGCCAUUACCUCGACCCCGAGGGGCGCGCGGCUGUGGCCGAGGAGUUGAACUCGGCUAUUCUUGUCUCGUUAGGCAAAUCAUCAGCUGCGGCGCUAGAACGGCUUUACCAACAGACCGAAGUGUUGGUUAACGAGAUCAGUGAAGACGGCGGCGCUGGGGCGUUCAUUAAUGUUCGGGACGACAUCUUGCUUUGA